UGUUAUGUAGUUGAAAUUCUAUUAAGCUUAAGUGCAAAAGUGAAUAAAUAUACAGUACGAAAUUGAAAAUCGAAAAUUUUAAAGGCUCAUAUUUCAGUUAUUGGUCUAGAAGAGAUUGAAGAUGAGGAUGAAGAUGUUGCGAAUAAAAAGACGCAACAAACCAAUAAGGACGAAAAAAAAGAGUAGAUUAAAAUGUAGUUGACUGUUUGAUUACACUGAUUUCCUCUGACUUAAGGUUACUUAAUUGCGAACAACCGCACAUUUAUAUAUGUAUGCAUGUACAUGUAUGUGUUUGGAAUAAACUCAACGCUUGCCGCGCAACAAACAACCCUGUUCUUGUGCUUGUGCACGGAAAAACCACCCCUAUGGGGACGCUUCCCCCAAUUGGGUUGUCAACUUUUGUGGUAUUCUGAAAAAGGCGUCGACAGAGGCGAGUGCAGAGUACGGAGUACGGAGUGCAGAGUUUGAUGCGCCCUACACUUUAAUAAGAAAGUUCCGCUAUUUAAAAAAAGAGUGUCGCAAUAUUUUCACAAAGAUAUGUUUUAAAAUUGGUGAAAGGCUCCCAAAACACGACCGAUUCCAACUUCGGCAAAGAUAAGCAAACAAAACGCAAAAAGCGAAACGCACACAAAAGAUACCUCCUCUAUAACUAUUUACAUAUAGAGACACAACACACACACACACAACCACACACACACACAUACACGAAGAGGAGUCGCGAGUGGGGGGUGCAGCCAUGGCUGGCGUGGCCGGGCUGGGGGUUGGCCGGGUUGGGUGCAGGGGUUGCCAAACUUUUGUAUAUGUGUUUGUUGCUGCCUUCGGCCUGUGCGUGUUAUUAUUUACAUGCGAGGCGGAUGGCAACUCACAGAAUGCCAUCGACAUGGAGGAGCCGGCGCGACGCCACCAUCAGCGGCACCACAGCGACCACGAGCGCGAUCGGGAACGUGGUGAACGCGAGGAGAAGGGCUACUGUGCCCCAUACAAUGGCAAAGUGUGCAAACAGUUCAUCACUGGCCCCGUGUGGUACAGCCUAGAGGAUCCGACGGGUGGCUGGCGCAACGAGCAAAUCACCACAGCGCUCUGGGAUGAGCUGAUAGUCGACUUGACCGGCCUUUGCCGUGAGGCAGCCGAGAAAAUGCUGUGCGCCUAUGCCUUUCCGCGCUGUCAUGUGGAGAACGGACGGGCCAUUAAGGCGCCACUCUGCCUCGAGGAUUGCCAGGCGACCCAUCUGCAGUUCUGCUACAAUGACUGGGUGCUGAUUGAGGAGAAGCGGGAGCGCAACAUGUUCCUCAAGAGUCGCGCUCACUUCAGGCUACCCAAUUGCACGGCGCUGCCGCAUUACGAUGCUAGCAUGCGGCGUUCCAGCUGCUCCUACAUAGGACUAACCGAGAUUAAGGAGUCGGAGGUCAGCUAUGACUGUCGCAAUGGCAACGGCCGCUACUAUAUGGGUACGAUGAAUGUGAGCAAGUCGGGCAUACCCUGCCAGAGGUGGGACACCCAACAUCCGCACAAGCACAUUCAGCCGCCGCUGGUUUUCGCCCAGCUGACCGAGGGCGAGAACUACUGCCGCAAUGCAGGUGGUGAGGAACCGCAGCCCUGGUGCUACACUCUGGACGAAUCUGUGCGCUGGCAGCACUGCGACAUUCCCAUUUGCCCUGACUAUGUGGAUCCUAGUGCCAAGGAUCUGAAUACGCCCAUUAAGAUGGAGGAGUUUUUCACACCAUCCAUGAUAUUUCUGCUGGCGGGCAUUGGCUUCAUUGGCAUUGUGGCUCUGCAUCUGAUCAUACUACUCGCCUACAAGCUGUCCAAACACAAGGAUUACACGCAACCAUCGCAGGCAGCGCACGGCGAAUGCGGUGCCUCCGUGCGAGGGGAUUGCAAUUUGUCUGCCAGUCGCGAGACGCUCGGCUCAAACGCUUUUGCCGCCACGAACGCCACGAAGUGCGGCACCAUAAGGAGCACCGCAACCAUUCACAGCAACUGCAUCAUGCUGACCACCACUGCAGCGGUGCAGGAGCCCAAGACGAAAUUGAAUGCACGCCUCGAGAAGCUAGAGUAUCCGCGUGGAGAGAUUGUCUACGUACGCUCGCUGGGCCAGGGCGCCUUCGGGCGCGUCUUUCAGGCCAAGGCGCCUGGCCUAGUGUCGGGCAAUGAGGAGCUGCUGGUGGCCGUCAAGAUGCUGAAGGACGAUGCCAGUGAUCAGAUGCAAACAGACUUUGAGCGUGAGGCCUGCCUCCUGGCUGAAUUUGAUCAUCCCAACAUUGUAAAGCUGCUCGGCGUCUGCGCUUUGGGUCGACCCAUGUGUCUGCUCUUUGAGUACAUGUCGCCGGGGGAUCUCAGUGAAUUCUUGAGGGCCUGCUCGCCAUAUGCGACUCACCAGGCGCAGCCGCGCAAUCGACAGCAGCUGGAGGAGCUGCAGCUGCUCCACAUGGCCGCUGAUGUUUCCGCCGGCAUGCUGUUCCUGGCCGAGCGCAAGUUUGUGCAUCGCGAUUUGGCCACGCGCAACUGCCUCAUCAACGAGCAGAUGCAGGUGAAGAUCGCGGACUUUGGUCUAUCGCACAAGAUCUAUCUGCAGGAUUAUUACAAGGGGGAUGAGAACGAUGUCAUACCCAUACGCUGGAUGCCCAUCGAAAGCAUUCUCUACAACAAGUUCUCACUGGAGUCGGACGUGUGGGCCUUUGGUAUCUGCCUGUGGGAGAUCUUCUCCUUUGCCCUGCAGCCCUACUACGGCCUCACGCACGAGGAGGUCAUCAAGUACAUAAGGGAGGGCAACGUACUCGGCUGUCCGGACAAUACGCCGCUGUCCGUCUACGCCCUGAUGCGCCGCUGCUGGAACCGCAAGCCCAGCGAGCGACCAGGCUUCGCGGAGAUCAAUCAUUGCAUUCAGCACAGCAUCGCCGAGUGCGAGUGCAAGGCGAUGCUCUAGAAUCCACAUUCUAGACUCCAGUCAACCACAGCUAACCGAAAUUAUUCCGUCAUAUUUCAGCCAUU
This is a messenger RNA of Drosophila grimshawi, 2991 nucleotides long. It is a transcript of the gene Nrk, whose product is annotated as tyrosine-protein kinase transmembrane receptor Ror2. The transcript has 5 exons. Lineage: Eukaryota; Metazoa; Arthropoda; Insecta; Diptera; Drosophilidae. Gene Ontology annotation, biological process: protein phosphorylation; cell surface receptor protein tyrosine kinase signaling pathway; positive regulation of kinase activity. Gene Ontology annotation, molecular function: protein binding; ATP binding; transmembrane receptor protein tyrosine kinase activity. The coding region runs from base 737 to 2926 and encodes 729 amino acids. Gene Ontology annotation, cellular component: signaling receptor complex. The record is from RefSeq and is a predicted model, not a curated record.